AUGGCCCUCAACUCCAAGGAGGCCUUACUCAAGGCGCUACAGCUGUCGCCUGAUCUUGACGACGAGGUAAUCAGCCAAAGCAUCUCCGCCAUAAUAACAGUCGCAGUCGACGAUGAAACAUACCAGCCAUCUCUCAAGACCGUAUACGACAGUAUUCUUCAAUACCACGGGGGUCUAGUCUUUCUUGAACCCCUCGACGUCCUACCUCAUCUCCUUCGGUGCCGCCACGAAGAGGCCGUUGACCUCAUUAGCCUAAUUUCAGAAAACAGCAGUCCAAAGGAGGUACUCAUUGUCGUUCAAGAAGCUCUGGAACAACUAACCCAGCUAGCCCGCGAAGACGAAGCCGAAGAGGAGUAUGCUGUACGGAGUCUCAUCAACAUUAUCGUGUUGUCUACAAAAUCUCUACCUAGGUUAACUCUUGGAAAGAGAACUGCGCUGAGCGAAGUCUCACCCUUGGUUUCCGGCGUUAUUUCAGCGGUUUCUUCGCUAGGACGUGACUUCACGCUGGACAGCGGUCGUUCAUUACUUGAAGAGGUCUCUCGCAUGUCGCAGGCGUUCUACACAUGGAUAAUCAAAACAGGCAGCGAAGCAAAUGCUGCGGAGGCAAGGAAACUCAUCACGCUACUUCUCGACACGACUGUUUUAGCGUGCGCGUCAUGUAUCAGGGCAUCGUUAUGUGCCAGAGCUUUCGAGAUGCACUAUCCUCGUCUUACACUGACUUCUACAAUCGAACCCGGGUGGCAAGAGGGAGAGCACGCCAUUCGGAGCAUACUGACUACCCUUCGGGUAAUCAACCUGUCACCACAGGAUGUCCCGACAAUGAGUUCCUUGAUCAUGCUCGCUCACGAAAAAGAAAGCUAUCCUUUACCGAAAGAUCUAUACUCCAAGUUGCACUCGAUGCUCGUGACUUCAAUUCAGAUGAAUUUCGCCCUGGACGAAUCUCUCUUCCUUAUCUUUCGUUGCGUCACGCAAGAUCGCACACAGCCUGACCUCCCACCUGACCUCGCUACGUCGCUAUGCGUAGUUCUACCUGCUUUGGCAAGCACCCAUCUUGAUCCGUUUAUCAGGCACUUUAGUCUUCGGCUAAUUGCACUGAUUCUUGCGCGACUACCAUCUGUGUUUCAGCAACAGAUCUUGAUAACCCUAGCAUCUGGCGUGGAGCUUCCUCAGAUGCGGGCAGCCGCUGUUGGUCUUCUCAAGGAAUUCGUUUUAGAUGCACUGCAGAUCCCCGCAUUGUCGGGCGAACAAAACGUCUUUGCGUCACCACUGCUCAUAAGAUCCUUUGGACCGAUCCUGUUCACGACAAUGCCGUCUGAUUACUUGUCGACGGUCCAGGUGGCUGACGACAUUGAGAAGUCCUUGGAGCCCUCUCGGAUCGCAGAGGUACUAUCAUUUUACUAUGUACUACUACAACGGGACAAGGACAAUAAGACUGGUAUACGAGAUCCGGAUAACAUCGCGAGCGUAGAAUCGUCUCUACUGCGGCCUUUGCGCUCUUUUCUAGAAAAAUGGUCGAACACUGCAGCUAAUCCAAUUCUUUCUGUAAUCUCCCUGCAGAUUGGCCUGGAAAGAAUAGACUACGCUGUCCAGACCAUUCGAAGCCGGUAA
Messenger RNA from Suillus plorans, 1608 nucleotides. RefSeq lists its product as uncharacterized. Lineage: Eukaryota; Fungi; Basidiomycota; Agaricomycetes; Boletales; Suillaceae. The transcript is spliced from 8 exons. The record is from RefSeq and is a predicted model, not a curated record. Bases 1 to 1608 code for a protein of 535 amino acids.